CAAGGCUUCAAUUUAAGAAGGAGGGUAGAUGACUAUUAUUCAUUUGAGAUGCCUUUUCUGACACUGAAGGGGUGUAACUAGUAUCUUGGAAGGGAAUAAUAUAAUGAUGGUUGUAAAUGGAGUAUGGGCAAAUAACUUACAACUUAUGGAUAUCAAAUUGCUAAUUGAUACAUACACUGAGCUUCUCUUUCUUUUGUAGAAUGUGGAAUACCAAAUAUUUAGUCUGAAGAAGUGGUAGGCCAACUUAGAGAAAUUAGUCUAGGCUAUCUAGCUUUUAAACUCAUUGUCGGGUAUAUAAGAGUAGAUUCUGAACUCCUGGGCUAAAGUUACUACUAGUAAACUUCUAAGUCAGAGGGAUCAACAUGAGAGCAUAGCAUUAAGUUAAGAAGGCCGUUGGAAUAUUCCGGAAUAAUGUUAAGAGGAUCUAAUUAGAGAUGAAAUUACGAGCAAACACUCUGCCAGAAUGAUACUAAUGAAUCACAGCAUAUCUUUCCUAUCGUGCUAAUGGGCAACCAUGGUUUUGGAGAAGUUGAGGAUAAUCUAUCCUAAUACCUGA
Messenger RNA from Paramecium sonneborni, 556 nucleotides. The record is from the annotation of a GenBank genome assembly. Lineage: Eukaryota; Ciliophora; Oligohymenophorea; Peniculida; Parameciidae.